GAUAACAGAUGGAGAUGAUUCAACUUGUAUGAAUACACGAUCCCGUGUAUUUGACUUGACGCUGGACCACGCUAAUGAAAUAACUUGGAUUAGAAUUGUUACCCGAACCCCAGGUCAUGAGCAUGCUUUGACAGCAAUGUUUAAAGGAGUUUCCGAUUACAAUUUCAAUAUUCAGUGCAAAGAUCCUGUUGAAUACAUAAACCAGACAACAACAGAUAUUAUAUGCAGAAAUCAGCAGGUGGUUAGAGGUGUCCGAAUACAGUUUAAGGCCGAUACUACCCUGUGUUCUAUUUACGUGAGUGGAGGAAGAAAUGUAGCACUUAAGCAAAACGCUACCCAAUCCAGUGAUUACGACAUAUAUUACGCUAGUAAAGCUGUAGACGGCAACACUGACAGU
Messenger RNA from Physella acuta, 397 nucleotides. RefSeq lists its product as uncharacterized. The record is from RefSeq and is a predicted model, not a curated record. Lineage: Eukaryota; Metazoa; Mollusca; Gastropoda; Physidae.